AUAUCAUUAGCAUGUGAUUAACGCCAAGCUAGAAGCUGCAGAGUGAAGCAGGUGCCGAACAUGGCGAGUCAUCCCGGAGCCGCUCUCCGCUUCCUUCUUCUGGUAACCGGACUCCACGCAGGACUGCUGCAGCAAGGAAGAAGUUCCAGUCUUCAAAGUUCCUAUGAAAACAUUGAUUUGCUCUAUGAGCCACUACAGAUGUCUGGGGAGCAUCAGAACCUUGUAACUGAAGAUGUUACUGUGGUGGAAGGAGAAGUUGCAAUCAUCAGCUGCCGGGUAAAGAAUAGUGACGACUCUGUCAUCCAGUUGCUCAACCCUAACAGACAAACCAUCUACUUCCGGGAUGUCAGACCCCUGAAAGAUAGCCGAUUUCAGUUGGUGAACUUCUCCAGUAACGAACUGAGAGUUUCACUCUCUAAUGUUACUCUGGAAGAUGAGGGCCGUUAUCUCUGCCAGGUCUACACUGACCCUCCUCAGGAGGCAUUUACAACAAUUACAGUGCUUGUUCCUCCACACAAUUUGGUAAUUGAUGUGCAGAAGGACACAUAUGUGGAAGGGGAAGAGGUGGAGAUGAAUUGUACAGCAUUGGCCAGCAAACCAGCAGCAGCAAUACGCUGGUUCAAGGGAAACAAAGAGCUUACAGCUGUUAAGACAGAUGUAGAGCCCAUGGAAGAGAGGAUGUUUCGAGUACGAAGUCAACUUGUGCUUACAGCAAAACGCGAGGAUGAUGGCAUCCCCAUUGUGUGUCUUGUUGACCAUCCAGCUGUGAAAGACCUACAGACCCAGCAGUACCUUGAGGUGCAAUAUAAACCACUGGUGAGCGUAUCUGUGAAAUACCCACAGGGCCUAACCAGAGAAGGAGAAACAUUGGAGCUUGUCUGUAGCGCUACAGGUAAACCCAGCCCAGAGAGAGUUUUGUGGCAGCGAGUAGAUGAUGAUCUUCCAGAACACGUCCUUAUCUUAGGUGACAACCUGCUCUUUGGCAACCUUAACAAGACAGACAAUGGCACUUACAGGUGCGAGGCCUCCAACAGCGUGGGCAGUGCUUCAGCAGAUUACACUUUGUUUGUGUACGAUCACCCUACCACCCUCCCACCACCCACAACAACCACCACCACAACCACUACAACCACCACCCCUUUCAUCAUCCCAGACGCAAGUGCAACGACAGAGCCAGCAGUUCACGACACCCGGGCAGGUGAUGAGACGCCUCUGGUAGUUGAUCAUGCUGUGAUUGGUGGCGUUGUGGCUGUUGUUGUCUUUGCUAUGCUUUGCCUUCUUAUAAUCUUGGGGCGCUACUUUGCUCGACAUAAAGGAACAUAUUUCACCCAUGAAGCCAAAGGAGCAGACGAUGCAGCAGAUGCCGACACAGCAAUUAUAAAUGCAGAGGGAGGUCAGAACAGCUGUGAAGAGAAGAAAGAGUAUUUUAUCUAGCUUGGCCUUGUUAAUGGGUGUGAGCUCCAUUCAGACUCACCGCUCAAGAGGAGAAGGACCUUCCAGCGUCUCGCGUUUUUUUUAUCAUUUUGGUUUUGGAGCGGAUGGAGGAGCAGGGGACCCAUCUGGUUUCAAGUGAAUGCCCCACAACACUGUCUGCUUUUAUUGUUUGCCACUUUCCUUUCAUGGGAUAAACAAGAGCUUGAAAUGUUCGUUUUUAUUUUGUGGAUGUGGGUGGGGGGGUGCAAGAAAAAUACGAAUUACAGGCUCGUCAGUGCCGGGGGAUGCUGUGUCUGUGUGCAGAGUACCUCUGUGUAGAGCCGUUUGCUGCAGACUCCUCCUCCACUGAUGAGGCAUAUUAUCAUCUGCAGACAAUUUGGUGCCUUGCUUGUCUAUUUUUUUCACACUUUCCUGAGAAGUUUUGUUUCCAGGCUAACUUUCAUGCCGCUUCCUGCCAGGGUCAGUCCUUCAGCCAGCCUUGUGCUUAUGUUUGUUGGGGCUUCUGUAUUUUUCAUAUGAAAUCACUUCUGUCUAGAGAAACUCUUCUUUCUGUCCUGGUGUAACUUUCUGAUGGAGUCACAAGUCAUUAACUCUCAUGCUAUGUUUUGGGGCCACUGCUGUAUGUCCAUAUCAUGUUAUUCGGUCUGUCCCUGCUGGUCUGUGUGUGUCAUUUGCUUUUGGGGUGCAACUUGACUUUCUUUCCCAAAUAGUCCUCUCUCAUUGAAAUCACUUCUCUCUAUACUCAUAGCACAUCCUACUUAGGGUAUUUUUCUCUUCAUCUCCUCUCUUCCUCCUGUGAUGAGGGCAUAUGUCUGUUUCUGCUGUCUGUCCAUAUUAUGUAAAUACCCUUUGGGUGGCUCUUGGGUGUUUGAAAAUUGAUGUAUUUGUCCAUGUUUUAUACGUUCUGCCAUUCCUUAUAUUAGGAAAUAUUUAUAUAUUUCUUGUGGCUCUGCCAUCUCCCUUGUCACUUUUCCUCAUUUGCCAGCCAUCUGUUUUUUUGCCUGUCCCCUUACGGAUGUUAGGCCUGUAAUGAAGAGAAGAUGCUCUGUUCUUCUCUGCGAAGCGAAUAAUCGAUCACUUUCUUUAUUAAGUGAAGAGACCUGGGAUGAGAGACUUCUGAAAACGAUUGCUUCGUAAGCGUGAGGAAGCUCCCACACCUCUCCCACCACCGCCUUGGAUAGUCGGUGGGAAUACAAGUGGACGUGCCUUUUUAUUCACUAAUGAACAAGCUGGAGGAAGAGGAGGGAAGAACAUGGGAAAUGUUUUGCUCUGAUAAAUUCUAAAACACUAUCAGCUUUUACUGACUGCCUCUUUCUCCCGCUACCUCUUGUUUAAUCCCCCUCUCAAACCCUUCAUUUUUUUCACCCUCUCUCUGUUCAUUGUCUUGGUACAGGGUGCUGAUGCUGUAGCUUUUCCUACGAUAGAGCAUCACUUCUUUCAGUGGAUGUUUGUUUCCAGUGCCCUUCUGUUUCAUAAUCACAGCAUUAAAGGUGCAGUUCCACUUAAUGCUAAAACCUUUAGUCCUCCAUUUGAGCCCCUACUAAACGCAGUCUGUAUUAUAUAUUCUGUAAUAUUAUUGUGUUGUCUGGAGGGUUCAGUCCAAAUUUGUUAUACUGUAAAAAAAAAAAAAAAAAAAAAAAAGAGAAAUGUCAUUGCUGCUAUAGAAGGUGUUAGCAGGGUAAGUGUGUUGCUUAUUGUUGCUCCCAUUGUAUAUUGCUGAGUAGAACUGCACCUGUACUCUGUCUUAAAGAUCUAACAUUUAGGUGGGUUCUUUAAAGAUGCCCACCAAAUUUGUUUAGUAUUUUUGUUGCUUAUGUGUAAAUGAAGACAGCAGAAAAGUUGUUAUAUGGGUGAGUGACCAAAGUCUUAGGUAGCAUUAUUCAGAUAUAUUUUUUAAUUGCUUGUGUGUGCCGGCAAUAAUCGGAGUACACGCAGCUCCAUAGUUUUAUCCUCCCCUUCCAUACCAUAAUUUUGUAUGGUAGUCUUGAAAUGAAACAUGGUGGUUUUGAAUAUAGCUUUCAUGAAGAUAAUUGCCUUCAUCUGUAGACUGGGAUACCAAGCACAUUACUGUAGUACUGUAUAAAUGUAGACAGAAGGAAACCUAAGGUAUUGCUAGGACACACAGAAAUAUCACAGUUUUGAGUUGCAUAUCUGAGAUCCUGAUGACUACAUUGUAGACCAUAUAUCUAUGUGCAUAUAUAGAGAGAAAAGACAUAUAUUUAUAUAGAACCUUGACUACAUAACAGUCACUACCUUUAGCAACCAUCUUCUGGAGAUUAGAAUAAUAUCAGACAGUCCCUCCCUGCAAUUUUUCGGUUAUUGUAUAUGAGUAUUUGAAUCAUGAUUUCUGCAAUGGAAUUUUUAAUUUAUCUUGUUUAUAUAGGUGAACAACUGUUUUUAAUCUUACAACCCAGCCAGCCUGCUACACAGUUUAUAAAGCAAUGUGCUGCUGAUUUUUAUCUGAUAAUUCUUCAGAUUUCAGAGAUUUGGGUCUUAUUUGCUUUAGCGGAGAAAUCUUUUACUUCUUUUUACCAAGAACGCAAAGAGCAAUCUGAGGGUAAAGCAUAUAUAAAAAUCCUAAAUUCUAUAGGCCUCAUAGGUGUAAUGGAUUCUUCCAUCAGUCCAGUAUAGAGGAAGUGAGAUUGUCCAAAAGGUCUGAGUUGUUCAAAUGAGAAAUAUUUCCUUGAUUAACUUGUUUUUCUGUGAAAACACUGACGUUUUUUCGUGCCAUGUUUGCUUCAGCAAACUGUUUUAUUACCCUAAUGAAAUAAUAUAUUUUAAUGGGCUGUAUUGUGGGCAGUAACAUGGACUUAUUUUUUAGGUCAUCAUUUGCAGACUAUUAGUAACGCAUGAAAGUUUGGAGGGUUUUUUUUAAAUCUUUUUUUUUGGGGGGGUAAUGGGAAUGUUCUAAAUGCCAUGAUGUUUCUUCUGCAUAGAGUGUUUUGAUUGAAUAUACCUGGACGCCUCCUCCUCUCUGACUCCAUUUAGCUUUCUGACCCCUUCCUUCCUCUGCUCCCAUAUCAUGAUAUCACAGGGAUUACUCUUGGAUUCAUGAUGCUUCAAAAUCAGCCUUUUUGUAGAUUUCUUAUUGCUAAGCCUUAAAGUGCUUUAACCAGCGGCCAUCUUUAAUGCACACAAAGGUAAUUUAUAGAGUGAGAUAAUGUGAUAUUGAAGAUGGGAGUGAGGGGAAGGUUUUAUAAAGGUUAUUCUCCAUACAGGUCAGUUUAGGGUGGAUUGUUAAGUCUCUUUGGAACUAGAUAUUUUAUCCUGUGUAUGCUCUUGUGUUACACCUCUUGGUGGCUCCUGUUUUGUUUAUUGUGAACGCCUGUUUUUGCUUCUGCUUGUCUCAGGUCCCUGUGUUCCCACCCUUGUCUGUUCUGUCUCAGGUAGGCUGCUAAACUUUAGCCCCCACAUUGGAAACUGAAACAAAAACAACCACACUAUGGAUAGAUAAUGAUUUUUUUUUCUCCUUUAUUUCCUUUUGGUCAUUUUGAUUUUUUUUUUUAAAUAUUUUUUGUAAUUUUUUUUUUAUUUUGCUUUUAGUUGUAUUAUUUCUGUAUUUUUUUUAAUAUACGGUACACUGUUCGAAAUGUAUUGUUGAGUAUUACUUUGUAAGAAAAUGAAAAUAAAAUCUAAAAUUAUU
Messenger RNA from Xenopus tropicalis (tropical clawed frog), 5077 nucleotides. It is a transcript of the gene cadm1, whose product is annotated as cell adhesion molecule 1. NCBI's taxonomy places the organism in Eukaryota, Metazoa, Chordata, Amphibia, Anura, Pipidae. The record is from RefSeq and is a predicted model, not a curated record. Gene Ontology annotation, cellular component: plasma membrane. The transcript has 12 exons. Bases 61 to 1434 code for a protein of 457 amino acids.